AUGUCGGGUAACUGUGAGAAAAUGGUAGUCAUCCCUCCAACGACCAACCAAUGGCCACAGGUGGAUGAUCAUAAGGUCUUCAACAAUAGUAAGGUAAUGGAAAAACCAGAUCAAGAGCUUGUGCAGCAGCAGCUGCAACAAGCCCUCAAGUGCCCUCGUUGUGACUCAUCUAACACGAAGUUCUGCUACUACAACAACUACAGUUUGUCUCAGCCACGACACUUCUGCAAAGCCUGCAAGCGCUAUUGGACAAGAGGUGGAACCCUCAGGAACGUUCCUGUUGGUGGAGGGUGCAGAAAAAACAAGCGUGUCAAGCGUCCAAUGACAAACACUUCUUCUGCUGCCAUUGACACUGCUUCUUCUUCUAAUUCUUCUUCUGCUCUCACUGCUGCUUCGCAACCCCAGAUCGAUACUGCUUCAACCUCGAAUCACAUCAACCCUUUGUUUUAUGGGUUGCCAAGUAGCUCCAGCGAUGUAAAUCUUCCACUGUUCCCUAGGUUUGGUUCUAGAAUCUCCAGUUCCGGGUUUGAUCUUCAGCUGAAUAAUGCCCUUGGAUUAGGUUUUUCAUCCGGGGUUGUGUCCAAUGAAGCUAGUGAGAAUAACGGUUUUAGAAACGGGUUUGGUUCAAAUAACGCGCUUCUUUCAAGUUAUAAUUCCAUUUUUGGUUCUUCUUCAAAUUCUACAUCCACUACUCCAGCUAUGUCUUCUCUGUUGAGCUCUACUUUGCUUCAACAGAAGUUCAUCGGUAGUGGAAUGAAAGAUGGUGUUGAUAGCAACACUUUCCAGCAUGGCUUAGGCUUAACCCCACUAGAGCACUUACAGAUGGCUAGUGAUAACAGCGAGGCAGGAACGGGGGCUUUAAAAGAUGUGAAAGUAGAAUUGGGACAAAACAACAAGUUGGAGUGGAAUGGUGCUUGUCAAAACCAGAUCCAGCAUGUGGGCUUGUACGACCCUUCGCUUUAUUGGAAUAAUUCCACAACAGCUUGGGGUGUUUGGAACGAUCAAGCUGCUAAUAUUGGUUCUUCAGUCACUUCUCUGAUCUAG
Messenger RNA from Sphenostylis stenocarpa, 1044 nucleotides. The record is from the annotation of a GenBank genome assembly. Lineage: Eukaryota; Viridiplantae; Streptophyta; Magnoliopsida; Fabales; Fabaceae.